CUCCACUCCCGCCGCUCCCGUGCUGUCCCCGCCGUGUCCCGCUGUCGCCGUGCCCGCAAUCCCCACGCGGGGCUCGGCCACCUUCCCCAAGUUCUGUUUCCACUUUCCAGAUGGAAAUGUCAGAAGAUGAUAAUAAUAUGGAAGAAUACCCCACUGAAAUUCAUGAAUAUCUCGCAGCAUUUGAAAAGUCUCUUGGUUCUGUAGAUGAGAUGCUGAAGACAAUGAUGUCAGUUUCUAGGAGUGAGCUUUUGCAAAAGUUAGAUCCUCUUGAGCAAGCMAAGUUGGAUUUGGUUUCAGUGUACACAUUAAAUUCAUUGUUCUGGGURUACUUGGCUACCCAGGGAAUCAAUCCAAAGGAACAUCCAGUGAAACAAGAACUGGAGAGAAUAAGAACAUACAUGAACAAGGUCAAAGAAAUAACAGACAAGAAAAAGGCAUCCAAACUUGAUAAAGGAGCUGCUGCUAGAUUUGUAAAAAAUGCACUCUGGGAACCAAACGCAGAAAAUGAACAUAMUUCCAAAACUCCUGCUAAAGGAAAAAAGAGACAGAAGGACUAAAUCUUUGUUUCCCCUCAUAAAAAUUGCAGACACCUAGAACUGACUUUGAAAUGCUUUGCAUACUGCAUACAUCUCACAGAGGUGCUUUGUAACAGAUUAAUUUUUACUUGAGGAUUUUACAGUAUUGUAUUUUGUCCAGAACGCUUGUCUCCGAGGUGAUCACUUUGAAUGUGUAUCUGAAGGUGCCAUUGGAUGCACGUUUGACAUUUCAUUACUCAAAUGAUAAUGACCUGACAUGCACUUGCUGGUAAUAAAUACUAGUGAUGUUUUGUUUAUAAUGCCUACAAAUUCAAUUUUUUAAAAAUAAUUUAUUGACACUUUUUAUAUAUCCUCAGUCUCCUCAAUAUUAAAAACUUUCAAACAGUGUUAUCCAGUCUGUGGUAUUUAUGAAAGAGUGUUGUGUGAAAUGCCCUAUUUGUAGAUUUUAGUAAGGUUUAUUCACUAUGUUACACUGUUUCCUUUUCAGCCUCUCAACUUGAACAUGUGCAAUAUUUCCUUACCUCUGUUGCUUUGGAGAAAGUAGAGCUUCAAGGGCCACAAAGCAAACACUGUGGAUUCCACUCUUAAGACCCUGUGUCUAAUUAAUGGAAAAAUGAGAUAUCCCUCAAGGGCAGUGUGUAGGGUCCAAAAAAAAAAAAAAAAAAGAGCAAGCUGGGGAUGGCUAUUAGGAAACCAUACAUGCAGGAACUUGAUGGAAUUAUGGCUGCAGUACUCAUCCCUGAGUUCUGACAUUUGGAGAAAUGUGCUCUGAAGUAGUAGGGGUGUGGCCAUCUAUUGGUGUUUCUCAAAUCUUCAUUAGGGAAAGCGUCCUCUGCUAUAAAAACUACUGCUCCAUCUUGCAAGUAAUUGUAUUUUUCCUCAAAAUGUGAAGUCAUUUAGGAAGGGAGGUGUGUUGGUUAGGUGGGUUCAGUUUUCAAUAUACUGCAAUACAAAGCUCAAUUAUGUGCCCAAAAGCUAUUUAACAAUUAACAAAGAAUUAACAAUUGCAAAAGAAAAAUACAUGAUUUAGCUCACAAAAAUGCAAUUUGGGUAGCAGUCCAUAUAGGUGUUUGGGUAAUGUUUUUAGUGUGAAAGACUAAAUGAUAAGRGCAAAAGAAUCCAUAUAGAUCUAGUACUGCAAGCUGAAUGAUGUUCAAUGGAUGGUUACUGUCCUUGGCAUUGUAUUGCAGCAGGCAAUGCAGAGUGUGAACUAAAUUGAAUUAGGUACUAAAAUGCAGAUUUUUCUCUCAUUACUAUGUAAAAGUACAUAUUUGAAAGUAAAAGUUCAAUGCAUUGACAAGUUUAUUAAACUCAUAUGUCUAGAAACAUUUAUAGUGACUGGUAUGAAUUUACAUGUUUUUGUUUAUGAUAAACUCUCCAAGUAAAUAGCAAGUCCUUCAACCCAGCUAGCAAGAGAGCUAUUKAGAUGUGGGUACCUAACCUUGCCUCAAGUCCACAGGUUUGCUUAUGUGAGUGUGCAUGUCAAAGGCCCAUAUAAAGCUGAAAUGACCGUGCUUUGUAUCUCCAUGUUAACAUCAUGGUUGUACUAAAUGAAGGAGCUGUUGGACUUGGAAGGGKUUUUUUUGUUCAAUUAAGGUGAAAAAUUCAACAAAGUGUGUUCUUGACCAAAAGUAACACAUUUGUGUAAAGCAGUUCUUCUCAACGGGUUUGGACAGUGUUUAUUUGGAAGUGUGUGUACCCUGUCUUGUACCCCUUUCAACCUGAUACUGMAGGUGGCAGCAUUAGACUGUUAUAAAUAGACUUGUGGACUUGUGAAUGUUGAGGUCUGCAUACACAAAGCAUGAGGUUCAAAAUGUUAAUCUCAAACCCAUCAAUAUUAAAAAAAUGAUAAAAGGUCAGGUGUUCUUUGGACURGUGGGGAAGACAAUUGGGUAGAAGUGGUCUGAAAUAGCAAAAAACAGAGCACUUUAAUAUAGAAAUUUUCUGGGAGAUAACAUCUGCUUUGAGAGCCAUUGUCUUGAGGAAAUGAGUAGCUUGUACUUAUGAACAGUGCUGUUAAUUAAAAGGGGAUUGGAGGACRUUUCCAUUACAUGAUUUUCCUCUUGAGCUUCAAUUACAGGUUUUGUUUUAAAAGGAUAAUUUCAGAAAAGGAUCAUAAUUCAUUGUCCAGUAGAGUACACAGGUUUCAUUGGUAAAUGUUUAAACAAGAGUAAUGCAAGGCUAUUAGCUAAGWCUUACUGAGGUAAAGUCCAUCUGGUAUAAUUAAUUAUAUGCAGGUAUUUGACAUUUGUAAUAGGCAGUUUAAAUAGAUAUAGCAAAUGCAAUUUUGCAAACUUUUAAGAUUUGCAUCAUUCAGUGUGGCUGUGCAUAGUGUGGAUUUGUAGCUUUGCUUUUCUGACACAAAACAACCCAGACAAAUUCCCCAAAAACUAAAAAUCCUCAUCAUGUGCUUGUUAUUCACUAACAGCCCUAUUAGAAAGAAGCUUGAAGUCAUGAUUAUGAAUGCUAAAUGGUUUUUACAUCAUUGAAGUGAUUAUUCUGGCAUUUAAUGAGUUCUUUGAACUUUUCUUGCUUUCCACUCUUUGCACCAAGKAAGUGGGGAGGUUGGUUAGAGCACAUGAAGUUAGCAGCUGGGACUAGAAUUUGAUAUGAGGUUGCAUGAGGAAUUUUCCAAGUUCACAAAAAUAUAUUUUAGAAGAGAAAUGAAAGUGCAGCUCAGGAURUAAAAUCCCACUCAUGUUAGUGGCAAAUAGCUACAUAAAAAUAGAAAUUUGACAUUAACUGUCCUAGCCAUAUAAAGAGAUUUUUACUGCAACAAAAUGAGUACCUUGGACAUGAGAAACUAGGUAUUCUCCGAGCUGUGCRAAGUUUCUACAGAUCUGCUCCUAGGAAACAUCUCUCUGACAGAGUUUACUGUGGCUGUAAACAAAGGGGAAGUUUACUAGGACUUAAAUUUCUAGCCUUAAAAAUUACUCAGGAAGUCAGCAUGUCAAUGAUACUCAUUUCUGCUCCUUCAGUAUUUUUAUUACUGGAGAACUGCAUUCCUAAGARUUUGUUUUUUAUGAAGUCACUCUGUCUUCCUGGCCUUGAAAAUCAGUGCUAGACAGAGCUUUUCUCAAAAAGUAUUGCAGUUUUAUUGAAAAUCUCAAACAUAUUUAUCUGGAAUAACAGAAGCUAAGCAAACAAAAGUCUGCCAGGAUUAAAAAUUUUCUUGGGUUUCAGAGGGUAGACUGAUCACUUGCCUGUGAUUUUAAGAAAAAGGGUGCUAGGCUACAUCAGUUACAGAAAGUAAAUACAACUUGUCAUUUUAGCAUUGCACAAUACACAUUAGUUAAAAAAAUGCAUUUAAAUUCUGCAGUGGGACAGUGUAAUUUUCUUUUUCCUAAUCUGCUUUGACUAAUAUUUCUUGUAAAACUUUCAGAAAGUCCACAUGAAUGCUUUUGUGUUGCAGAGCACUCUUAGCAUCUUGGCAUUAAUGGUGUUUUUUUGUUUUU
This is a messenger RNA of Malurus melanocephalus (red-backed fairy wren), 3991 nucleotides long. It is a transcript of the gene C1D, whose product is annotated as C1D nuclear receptor corepressor. Gene Ontology annotation, molecular function: DNA binding; RNA binding. The transcript is spliced from 5 exons. Bases 111 to 557 code for a protein of 148 amino acids. Gene Ontology annotation, biological process: maturation of 5.8S rRNA; regulation of gene expression. Gene Ontology annotation, cellular component: exosome (RNase complex); nucleolus. The record is from RefSeq and is a predicted model, not a curated record. NCBI's taxonomy places the organism in Eukaryota, Metazoa, Chordata, Aves, Passeriformes, Maluridae.